Anarrhichthys ocellatus (wolf-eel) is the source of this 2993-nucleotide messenger RNA. Its product is annotated as GTPase IMAP family member 8-like. The annotation marks the transcript as partial. The record is from RefSeq and is a predicted model, not a curated record. The transcript is spliced from 3 exons. NCBI's taxonomy places the organism in Eukaryota, Metazoa, Chordata, Actinopteri, Perciformes, Anarhichadidae. Gene Ontology annotation, molecular function: GTP binding.
UAAUUAUAAUAUAAUACGAUUAAAUGAAAUGAAAUAAAACUAUAUAUACAGUUACUUAUACACAACUCCUUAUAUUGAGAGACUUUGGUUGAGUGGGAAUGACUGUAGGGCAGAAAGUAGUGGAAUGGUUAAUGUGUAAAACCAGCAUAACAGUAAGUUCCAUUCCUUCAUAUGUGAUGGAGGAUGAGGGGGGUUGAGGAGGAAAGGAUUUGCUCUGAAGCUGGAGGUGAUCCUGUUAUUUAUAGAUGCUGUGUCAGGCCAUAGCACAGGGAAUCCUCUGGGGGGCCUGUGGCCCUCGUCCAAUGAGGCCUCAGUGUUGAGUUUAGACCAAAAGAAUCACAGCCAGGUGAGAUUUAACGUCUUGUGAGGUUUGGUGUGAUUCUAACUCAAAUCAGGCUGUUGACUUCCCUGUAGGCCCAACUCUCAACUGCCUUUGUUCCAACCACGUGGUGAAGUCCCAACACAUUUUACAGUAAAAAUUACUGUAUUGGAAUUAAUUGGAAUAACACAAACACUGAUAGGCUAUUACUUUUGUUGUGUAACCAACCAGAUAGUUUCUUUGAUUGACACUACAGAGUGGCGACUACAGACAGAGAAAUUAGUUUGAUCGGUAAUUAAAUAAAAGUAAUUACGCCGAUAAUUGGAAAAAUGCUGAAUAUUGACCGAUCCCUAAUACCACACCAGCUAGUGAGUUAAAGUAAAGUGUUUUAAGAUCAAAUGUGCCUUUUUAUGUUGUUGACGGAUUCAAAGCACACAAUUAUUUUCUCUUUGGUGUUAAAACCAAAUUUUAAAUUUAUUCAAUUUCAGAUUGGAUCACCCAAUCUGAAAUGGCUUUUUGAACUAAAACAUGUUAAAACACAGAUCAAAAUUAAAAGAGUAAAUAACAGUGUCUCUUUAAUUAAAGACAACAUGUGAAUGAAUCAACGUUCUGUUUUCUCAAAGUCUCAGAUGAUCUGCAACCUGUGAAGCGAAGCAGCAGCUAUGGAUGGCUGCCACCUUACAUGUCUGAGCUGAGGGUUGUUCUGCUGGGGAACAGCUGGUCUGAGAGGAGUUCAGUGGGGAACUUCAUACUGAGAGAGACUAAGUUCAACACUGAGGAAGAACCAGAUCACUGUCUGAGAGUCAGAGGACAGUUAAAGGAGAAAAAGAUAGUUCUGAUCAACACUCCAGAUCUGCUGCACCCCAACAUCUCUGAAGACAAACUAAGACAACAUGUAGAAGACUGUGUGAGACUCUCUGAUCCUAGACCUCAUGUGUUCCUGCUGGUUCUACAGCCUGAAGACUUCACUGAGGAACUCAAAGUGAAGCUCUGCAGAGUCCUGAAUCUCUUCAGUGAUCAAUCAUUUGAUCGUUCAUUGAUACUGAUAUCAACACCUAGAGAGGAGAGUUCAGCUUGCAUGGACAAAGACCAGCCUUUAAAAGACCUGAUCAGAAUGUGUAGAUACAGAUACCUGAACCAGAAGAACCUUGAACUUCCAGAGCUGUUCACACGUUUGGGUCAAAUUGUGAAAGAGCACAAUGGAGAACACAGUAAAAACUACUUGGUUCUGCUUGGGAAGACUGGCAGUGGAAAGAGUGCAACUGGAAACACCAUUUUAGGCAAAGUGCAUUUUAAAUCCAGACCCAGCCAGAAGUCAGUGACCAAGCUUUGCGAGAAAGCAACAGGAGAGAUCGAUGGACGUCCUGUCGUCAUAGUCGACACCCCCGGCUUGUUUGACACGACUCUGUCCAAAGAUCACGUUCAAGAGGAGCUUGUGAAAUGCGUCAGCUUGUUGUCUCCUGGACCUCAUGUGUUCUUACUGGUGCUGCAGAUCAGCCGCUUUACAAAAGAGGAGAAAGACUCUGUGGAGCUGAUUAAGAAAUAUUUUGGCAAGAAGUCUGAAGAUUUCAUCAUCAUUAUAUUCACCAGAGGAGAUGAACUAAAAGAUCAAACAUUUGAGAGUUACCUAACAGACGACUGUGAUGACUUGUUGAAAAAACUAAUAAAUGACUGUGGAGGAAGAUACCAGGUCUUCAAUAACAACAAUGAAGCAGACCGCACACAAGUCAGAGAUUUGAUGAAGAAGACCAACACAAUGAUGAAGGAGAAUGGAGGCAGCUGCUACAACUCAGAGAUGUUCCAAGAGGCCGAAGCAGCAAUAGAGAAGGAAGUGAAGAGAAUCCUGAAGGACAAAGAAGAAGAAAUGCAGAAACAGAAAGAGGAGCUUCAAAUAAAACAUGAAGAAGAAAUGGAAGCAGUGAAGAGAAGAAUGAAACAACAGAAAGAAGACAUUGAACAAGAGAGAGCCAAACAACUUAAAGAAAUGGAAGAAAACAUCAACAAGGAGCGAGAGGAGAGAAGGAAAGAACAGGAGAUGAGAGAAGAGGAGGACAGGAAGAGGAAAAGGCAGGAGGAACUUCAACAACAAGAGUGGGAACAACAGCUUGGAGCUCUGGAGAAAGAAAUAAAGUCAGAGUCAAAAGAAAAGGAAACCAUUGACAGAGAGUUGGAGGAGAAUAGAGAGGAGAUGAGAAAACAACGAGAAGACUGGGAGAAGGAAAGAAACGAAUGGUGGAAGAAACGAUAUCAAGAAGAUGAACAGAAACGACACGAAGAGCAAACUAAACUUAAAAAGCUCCAAGAAGAAUACGAAGAAGAAAGAGAAAAACAUGAAAUCAAAAGAAAAGAAGAAGAUCGAACCAGAAGAGAGCAGGAGAAGAAGGAGAGAAAAGAAUUGGAGGAAACCUACAAGAAGGACCUGGAGGAAAUGAAGAAGAAAUAUGAAGAGGAGGCCAGAAAACAAGCUGAAGAGUUCAAUGAGUUCAGACAGAAAUACACCAAGGACUUCACAGCGUUGGUAGAGAAGCACAUGGAGGACAUACAGGAACUGAAGAAAAGACAAGAGAGACAAAUGCAGGAGACAGAAGGGAGGCACGGAAAAGAGUACGAUCUGUUAAAAGACCUCUCCAGUAACAAAGAAAAACAUCUAAAAGAACAAUUGGAGGACAUGAAG